This is a messenger RNA of Glycine soja, 4661 nucleotides long. Its product is annotated as TMV resistance protein N-like. Lineage: Eukaryota; Viridiplantae; Streptophyta; Magnoliopsida; Fabales; Fabaceae. Bases 127 to 4554 code for a protein of 1475 amino acids. The transcript has 6 exons. Gene Ontology annotation, biological process: signal transduction; defense response. Gene Ontology annotation, molecular function: nucleic acid binding; RNA-DNA hybrid ribonuclease activity; ADP binding. The record is from RefSeq and is a predicted model, not a curated record.
UAGUGCGGUGUAGAACGUAUGCCACGGGUUAUGCACAGCCAAAGGUUUUCACUUCUAAGAAAGAGAGACGAAACAGAGAGAGAUUUUCCAUAAAGUUGAUAUGUCCAUGUAAAUGUAAUAAUAUAUAUGUUCGAUACUGAGUGUAAACUACACUUAUCAGUUUCAUACUUAUUCAAGUUUGAUUUAAUUUGGAGACCCAACAAGCAGCCAUCCACAUUCAUACUAAGAUUUCUUAUCAUGGCUACGGGAUCAUGUUCCUCUUCCUCUUCCUCCAAUUACGAUGUGUUCCUCAGCUUCAGAGGGGAAGACACACGUCAUGGUUUUACUGGCUAUCUCUACAAAGCUCUUCAUGACAAGGGAAUCCGCACUUUCAUUGAUGAGGAGCUUCAAAGAGGGAAGGAAAUAACACCAGAACUUAUGAAGGCAAUUGAAGAUUCCAGAGUUGCCAUCACUGUGCUCUCUGAAGACUAUGCUUCUUCCUCGUUUUGCUUAGAUGAACUUGCAACCAUCUUUGACCAGAGGAAACGGUUGUUGGUUAUACCGGUCUUUUAUAAGGUGGAUCCUUCUGAUGUGAGAAACCAGAGAGGCAGUUAUGGAGAAGCAUUGAAAAAGCUUGAGGGAAAGUUCCAGCAUGACCCGGAGAAGUUGCAAAAAUGGAAGAUGGCUCUGAAGCAAGUAGCUGACUUGUCUGGCUAUCAUUUCAAAGAGGGAGAUGGAUAUGAAUUCAAGUUUAUUGAGAAGAUUGUUGAGCAGGUCUCUCGGGUGAUUAGUCUUGGUCUUUUACAUGUUGCGGAUUACCCAGUUGGACUAGAGUCACGAGUGCUACAUGUAAGGAGCCUUUUGGAUGCUGGAUCUGAUGAUGGUGUCCACAUGAUAGGGAUUCAUGGAAUGGGCGGGAUAGGAAAAUCAACACUUGCUCGAGCUGUCUAUAAUGUAUUGAUAAUUGCUGAGAAGUUUGAUGGUUUGUGUUUUCUUGCAAAUGUGAGGGAAAACUCAAACAAACACGGGUUAGAACGCCUCCAAGAAAAGCUUCUUUUAGAAAUACUCGGAGAGAAGAACAUCAGCUUAACAAGUAAGGAACAAGGAAUUCCAAUCAUGGAGUCUAGGCUCACGGGAAAGAAGAUUCUCUUGAUUCUAGAUGAUGUUGACAAACGCGAGCAAUUACAAGCAAUUGCUGGAAGACCUGGUUGGUUUGGUCCCGGCAGCAAAAUCAUCAUCACAACUCGGGACAAACAAUUGCUAACAUCUCAUGAAGUUUAUAUAACAUAUGAGGUGAAGGAAUUGGAUGAGAAGGAUGCUCUACAGCUGCUUAAAUGGGAAGCUUUUAAAAAGGAAAAAGCUUCUCCAACUUACGUGGAGGUGGAGGUCUUGCAUCGUGUAGUAACUUAUGCUUCUGGUCUUCCAUUGGCGUUGGAAGUAAUAGGUUCCCACUUGGCUGGACAAAAUAUACAAGAAUGGGAAUCCACAAUCAAACUAUUUAAAAGAAGUCCCAAGAAGGAAAUUCUAGAUAUACUUCGAGUAAGCUUUGAUGCUUUGGAGGAAGAAGAGCAGAAACUUUUUCUUGACAUUGCUUGUUGCUUCAAAGGAUGGAGAUUGACAGAGGUCGAACAUAUACUUCGUGAUGAUUAUGAAGACCGCAUGAAACGUCAUAUUGGGGUGUUGGUUAAAAAAUCUCUAAUAAAGGUUAGUGGGUGGGAUGAUGUAGUUACCAUUCAUGACAUGAUUCAGGAGGACAUGGGCUGGGAUGGUGUAGUUACCAUGCAUGACUUGAUUCAGGACAUGGGCAGGCGAAUAGACCAACAAGAAUCCUCAAAAGAGCCAGGGAAGCGAAGGAGAUUGUGGUUAACAAAAGAUAUAAUUGAAGUUUUAGAAGACAACUCGGGAAGUAGAGAGAUUGAAAUCAUAUGUCAGGAUUUAUGCUUAUCCGAGAAAGAAGCAGCAAUAGAAUGGGAAGGAGAUGCCUUCAAAAAGAUGAAACACCUUAAAAUACUUAUUAUUAGAAAUUUACAAUUUUCCAAAGGUCCCAAUUGUUUUCCAGAAGGUUUAAGAUUACUGGAAUGGCACGGGUAUCCUUCUAAUUGUUUACCAUCUAAUUUUCCUCCGAAGGAACUUGUCAUAUGCAAGUUACCUCAAAGUUGCAUUACGUCAUUUGGGUUCCAUGGCUCAAUGAAGAAGUUCUCGAAUCUAAAGGUUUUGAAGUUUAAAAAGUGUGAAUUUUUAACAGAGAUACAUGACGUAUCUGAUCUCCCAAAUUUGGAAGAACUUUCAUUUCGUGUGUGUGGGAAUUUAAUUACAGUUCACCACUCAAUUGGUUUUCUAAAUAAACUUAAAAUAUUGAAUGCUACAGGUUGCAGGAAGCUUACCACAUUUCCACCUCUCAACUUGACCUCGCUUAAAAGACUUCACCUUUCAUCUUGUUCCAGUCUUGAGAAUUUUCCAGAAAUAUUAGGAGAGAUGAAAAACUUGACCUCGCUUAAAUUGUUUGACCUUGGCUUAAAAGAAUUGCCAGUUUCAUUUCAAAAUCUUGUUGGACUCAAAACUUUAUCCCUGGGUGAUUGUGGAAUUCUUUUGUUACCAAGUAACAUUGUCAUGAUGCCUAAACUGGAUAUUUUGAGGGCUAAAAGUUGCGAGGGGUUGCAAUGGGUAAAAUCAGAAGAGCGUGAAGAAAAAGUGGGCUCAAUAGUAUGUUCAAAUGUAUAUCACUUCAGUGUCAAUGGUUGCAACCUGUAUGAUGAUUUUUUUUCAACAGGUUUCGUGCAGCUUGAUCAUGUGAAAACUUUAAGCCUAAGGGACAAUAAUUUCACAUUCCUUCCUGAAUGCAUCAAAGAAUUUCAAUUUUUAAGAAGUCUUGAUGUGAGUGGUUGCUUGCAUCUUCAGGAAAUUAGGGGGCUUCCACCAAACUUAAAAGAAUUCAAGGCAAGAGAAUGUAUAUCCUUGUCUUCCUCGAGUUUAAGCAUGUUGUCAAAUCAGGAAUUGCAUGAGGCUGGACAAACUGAGUUUCUGUUUCCAGGAGCAACUAUUCCAGAGUGGUUCAAUCACCAUAGCAGGGGACCUUCAAGUUCUUUCUGGUUUCGUAAUGAAUUCCCUGACAAUGUUCUUUGUCUUCUUCUAGCACGUGUGGAAUACACAUAUCAAUGUAUUUCCAAGCUCACGGUGUUCAUCAAUGGCAAACGUCAUAAAAUUAUCCCUCGGGGGCCGGGCAGUCAAGGAACAAAGGAGAAAUUGAAUUAUACAUAUCUAUUUGACUUUAAAUCAUAUUUUGAGCUUGAUGAUCUAUCUGAAGUGGCUUUAGAAAAGGAAUGGAAUCAUGUGGAAAUUACAUACGCAGGUCUGAUAGAGAACUCACUGGUUAAAGCAACCGGAAUCCAUGUAUUCAGACAGGAUGAUAUUCGAUAUGAUGAUCCCUAUGGCAAGAGAAAAUUAGAGCAUGAUCUCAACAGUUUUGAAUCACAACCACUAAUUAAAAACCCUAGAAGGUUGUUUUGCAGGUUAUCGAGGUGGGUUGGCCCUGAAAGAAUUAUAAAUCUUCUGGGGAAUGCUGCAGAUGGAGCUUUAAUUACUAAUGCCCAGAGGAGAUACAGGCAUAUUUCUAUGGACUCCUUUUGUCCGCGAUGCCGCCUUGUGGAGGAGACAUGUCUGCAUGCUCUUCGUGAUUGUCGAAAGGUGGCUGCAUUUUGGAGAAGUGUGUUACCUAAGAAAUUAGCACCAAAGUUUUUUAAAGGUGAUGUGACAGUGUGGCUGGAAACAAAUUUAUCUUUUUCAGAGGCAGCUUUUUUUUGGCCAACUUUUUUUGGGAUUGCAGUGGAACUGUUGUGGGAAUACCGCAACGACCUUAAGUUCUUUCAACGUGCCUUUCGGCAUGGGGUUUAUUCAAUAGAUCCUAGUAAAAGCAUGGAUAUUGUCUUUAAGCGUUAUAAAGAUUAUAUGAGAGCCCAUGCUUCUCACAAUUUGAUGACGAGGAAUCUCUUGAAGUGGAAUCAGAGCCCAUGGUUGUUGAGGCUAAAUGUGAGUGGUGCCUAUGAUCCCUCUUCAGGUACUGCUGCAUGCGGAGGUAUAUUCAGAGACAAAGAUGAUGAUAGAUUCGUGCUUGGGUUUUCGGUUAAGCUUGAGGAAUGUUGGUCAAUUGAUGAGGCUGAAAUAUGGGGUAUUUAUCAUGGUAUGAAGAUUGCAAGGAAGUAUGAUAUUUGGGGUUUAUAUCGUGAUAUUCUAAGGCAGAAUAACAUUCGAAUAAGUCUUGGGAUUGCAAGGCAGCAUGAUUUUGGUAAAAUUAGAGUGGAAUCGGGCUCUAAGAAAGCUAUUGAGUUUGUGUUAGAUGGAUGCCCUACAGCUACAUCUACAAGGCAGCAUUGUUUCCCACUCUCUCAAGAGUUGAAAGCUCUAACCUCUGCUACAAAUCAUUCAUACUUCUUUUACACAGGGCACAAUGGUGCUGCUGAUUCCUUUGCCAAAUUCGGUUUAUCCAUGAGACAGCAGGCCGCGUCAAUUUUUUCUGCAUGUCCCUCCUUUUGCCAAAAUUUUAUUUUAAAAGAGAGAUACAUGUUACAUGUUACGUAAAGAGUGAAUAGGCAAUUUAGUCCCUGAGAUUGUAACCACUUUGCAUAUUAGUCCCUGACUUAAAUUUUAAUUCAUAAUAGUCCAUAACUUUACCUCCGUUAUGCAAA